AUGGCUGCUGCAAACUAUCAUCGGCCUGAGGAUCAGUUUCUCUGCUCCAUCUGUCUGGAUGUAUUCAAUGAUCCUGUUAGCACAUCAUGUGGACACAACUUCUGCAAAACGUGCAUCACUGAACACUGGAAUACCAGCGACCAGUACAGGUGUCCAAUUUGUAUGGAAGCUUUCACUAAAAGACCUGAGCUGAGGAUCAACACUUUGCUCUCUGAGAUUGUUGGUCAGUUCAGAGACAAAGCUCAGCAGGGAGCCAGAAGCAGCAGCUCAGAGCUACAAGAGUCCAAACCAGGAGAAAUUCUCUGUGACGUCUGCACUGGAACCAAACUGAAGGCCCUGAAGUCCUGGAAAGAUGUGGCUCAGCUGGAUGAGACUCUCAGUGAAGAGAUGAAGAAGUUGGUUCAAACUGAGCUGAAGAGAGACCAGCAGUAUGCUGUGGAUGUAACUCUUGAUCCUGAUACAGCACAUCCUAAUCUCAUCCUGUCUAAAGGUGGGAGACAAGUUUAUCUUGGUGAUGUGACAAAGAAUCUACCAGACAACCCAGAGAGAUUCUCUUCUUGUGUUUACGUUUUAGGAAAGCAGAGUUUCUCUUCAGGCAGAUUUUACUUUGAGGUUCAGGUUAAAGGAAAGACUCGUUGGGAUUUAGGAGUGGUGCCAGAGUCCAUCAACAGGAAGGGAGAAAUCACAGUAAGUCCUGAGAAAGGUUUCUGGACUAUAUGGUUGAGAAAUGGAAAUUAAUAUGAAGCCCUUGAUGACCCUUCAGUCCGUCUUUCUCUGAAGUGUCGUCCUGAGAAGGUGAGGGUGUUUGUGGAUUAUGAGGAGGGUCUGGUCUCCUUUUAUGACGUUGGUGCUGCAGCUCUGAUCUACUCCUUUACAGACUGCUCCUUCACUGAGAAACUCUUCCCCGUCUUGGGUCCUUGUCUUAUUGAAGGAGGUAAAAACUCUGCACCUCUGAUCAUCUCUCCUGCUGAGUUCUCAGAGCGCAGCACGGAGCAGCACUACCGGACAGCUGGAGUCACCAGACCAAGGAGUUCCCACGAUCAGUCUAUUGAAGCUGGUAUUUCACAACAGCCCUGUGACUCAGAGGGAAGAAACGAGCUGCAGUUAGAGGAGGAGCCACAGCUGAGGGAGGAGAGCUUCAGCAUCACUCUGAAGAAAUGA
Messenger RNA from Labrus bergylta (ballan wrasse), 1161 nucleotides. Lineage: Eukaryota; Metazoa; Chordata; Actinopteri; Labriformes; Labridae. The record is from RefSeq and is a predicted model, not a curated record.